Messenger RNA from Colletotrichum graminicola M1.001, 1539 nucleotides. RefSeq lists its product as uncharacterized. Gene Ontology annotation, molecular function: G protein-coupled receptor activity. Gene Ontology annotation, biological process: adenylate cyclase-activating G protein-coupled receptor signaling pathway. The transcript has 2 exons. The coding region runs from base 1 to 1539 and encodes 512 amino acids. NCBI's taxonomy places the organism in Eukaryota, Fungi, Ascomycota, Sordariomycetes, Glomerellales, Glomerellaceae. The record is from RefSeq and is a predicted model, not a curated record. Gene Ontology annotation, cellular component: plasma membrane.
AUGGUUUUCGAUGCGGCAGUCGCAGCGGUCACCCUAACGGGUAGUGUUCUGUCAUUCCUAGCAACGUCAGGUGUCUUGAUAUCUUUCAUUCUCUACCAUGACCAACAACGAUCCUUCCGUCAUGCCCUCGUUUUAAACCUAACGUUGGCUGAGUUCAUAAACUCUCUUGACAAUAGCAUAUCCGGCAUCAUAUACAUAAAGAACAAAGAACUACUGCCCGGAACAGCAUGUGUACUGAACGGCAUGGUCGGCCAGCUCUCAGUGCAGGCAUCUGAUUUCUCCAUACUCGCCAUCGCCGUGGUUACCUUCCUCACAAUUACUCGAAAGACAUAUAUGCCGGACUCCUCAAUCGUGAAAAAGGUCAUCAUCUGCCUCUCGAUUUGGAUUGUUCCCAUUGCCACAAGUGUAGCAGCGACCGUAAUGGGCACUAUACAGCCCGUCAGUGGGAACUGGUGCUGGAUAACACAAGACCGAACCGACCUUCGAUACGGAUUAGCUCACGGCUGGCGUUUCGCAAUAAUCUUUACCACGAUAUUUAUCUACAUGUACGUUUGGUGGUUCCUCGGUCGACACUUCCGCUCCAUGGUCACUACAUCCGACGGGCUAUACGAAAGCGGCAACUCGACCGGCCUCGUUGCAUCCGUAAUCCACAAGAAGAAUGGUUUCGAGGUUAUGCAUGGGCAAGAUUUGGAGAUGGACGAGUUUGAACGACUGAAACCGCUCGUCAGUGAACCGCCGCUUACUCCGCGGACCCCGUCGAUUCCACAUCCUACAGCUCAAGCAUUCAGAAAACCAAGUCUUGUCGGCAACCAAGACGAUAAGGCGGGACAACUCGCCAGGCCAUCAGUGUCAUCUGUAUCGACGCACUUGCUCGACGACAAAACGGAUGAAGAGCCGAAACGAAAGAUGUCAUCAAGAAUCUCGCGUUUCGAUGACGACGACCUGGAUAUGACCCAAGCCUCCGAGGCCAGGUUCUCGUAUUUGGAGCAGGAGGACAAACUGAACCGAAGUGCUGCCGGCGGGCCAUCUCAUCUCCAUCAAGACAUGCCGCCUCCCGUGGCAACACGAUUUUCUCGCUACGGCAAGAGCUCAUUCAGUUUCGGCUCCAGCAACAAGAUCAACACAAGCAGAGACUCUACUGUAUUGUGGAAUCUACCGGCCCCUCAAGAUCUUCGCUCGCGGGAUUUCCCUGUGAGCCCCGGCCUCCAAAAUGUACAGAACAAGCCCGCUCAUCCGAACGUGACCGCCACAAUGAUGAGCGACUUUCCCGUCCGGAGACAAACAAGAAAGAUCGAGCGCGAAAUCAAGCGCAUGAUGUGGCUCAACGCGUACCCGAUCAUGUACGUGGUGCUCUGGAUCCCCGGCCUCGUCAACAGGUUGAUGGAGGCGUCGGGAAACAGCUCGCAAAGCAGAGUUCUGCAAGCGUUGCAAAGCUCAAGUCAGUACAUUGGCUUCGCAAACGCCAUCACCUAUGGCUUCAACCAGCACCUGCGACAUAGGAUAAAGGGUGAUCUAUUCAGAUGGUUACGCGGGAAAUAA